This is a messenger RNA of Adineta ricciae, 5889 nucleotides long. NCBI's taxonomy places the organism in Eukaryota, Metazoa, Rotifera, Eurotatoria, Adinetida, Adinetidae. The record is from the annotation of a GenBank genome assembly.
AUGGUUCUUGUCUUGCUUGCGAGGCAUUAUGCAACAGAUGAUCAAAUAAUUAUUGAUGAAGGGCAACAUUGGUUGAAUAAGAAAGAAACAAUCACGGAUACUUCAACUGCUGAAGCAGAUGAAGUUGAAUUCAAUAAUCCUGUUCCGAUGGAUACUGAAGACGCUGCAAAGUCGCGGUCUACAUUCGGUAUGCAUAGUACUGCACUAACAACGCAAGUUACCGAAGAAUUAGCUGCCAGAAACAUUGCACCAGAGUUGUGGUCAAUAGAUCAAGUAUCUAGAUGGCUUUCGUCUGUUGAUUUGCACGAAUUUAGUGAAGCCUUUAGACAAAAUGAAAUUGAUGGUUCACUGCUAUUGAGUGAUGGUUUAGAUGACGGAAUCCUGACAAAGCUAAUUCCUCAAAUAAAAAGUCAAAUACGUUUCAAUGCGGAGCGUAAAAAACUCAGAACAAAACAACAAGAACAAGCAUUGACAAACCCAAAAAUAGGUACUGAUGAUAUUCAUAUUAAAUUACAAUCAGUCGCCAUUUCUGACACAGUACCGACAAAAGAAAUAUCGUCAUCCGAUUAUAAGAAGUCUUUCAUUGUCUUGGACGCACAAAGCAACAAUAUCCAAGGGUGGAAAUCUUUACCAGCAGCAAGAAUUGGUAGCAAAGCGACCUGUUUUAAGGAGGAUGGAAAUGUUUCGAGGAACAUUCAUCUAAUUGAUUUGAAAUCUUUACUUCAAGAUGAUAAGUGUAUCUAUUCUACACAAGUAGAUGUUCAGUAUUUUGAUACUGAUGAUUAUGAAUUAUUAAAAAACUGGUCAUUAUGUCUAUGUUCUUCCAAAAAUAUUAAACUCUCUGAUGGAUUAGAUCAAUCUUUCAACACACUCGUUGAUAAUCCGAUCAAUGCACAAACACUGAUCGCAGAAAUAUUUCAAAAUCAUUCACUCAAAAGAUAUGUUAUUGAUAGUUUAAAAAGAUAUCAAAGUAUGAUGGAUAUUAUUGAUAUUUUACCGUUAAGUAAGUGUUUACUCGAGAACACUUCUCAGCAGUCGGAACAACAAGCAAAAAUUCAAAACUUUCUUGAUAUAGUACUUACAAUAACAAAAUCGGUUUUAUUAAUAACAACAAAUGAGUCAAUGUCCUUCGAAAGUCAACGUUAUUUUGGAAAUUUUAUUAAGAAAAAUGAUUUACCCAUACCCUUUGCUUAUUAUAUCUGGAAUCAACAAAAAAAUUAUAUCGAUUAUAAAAUUAAUUUUAAUCUACUUGCUGAAACAAUGUGUUCAACAAAUUGUCCUUAUAUCUUACAGGUUGGCAGCAGGUCAACAAUGGGGUUGGGCAAGACAAGCAUGCUACAGUUUAUCUUUACUGAUAAACGCAUGAAAGCAUUGAAUACAGAUGGGAGUUCAUCCCUUCGAGAUGGAUGUAUUGAUGCAGUUUUUCCAUCGGAUACAGUCGGUCAAAAGAAUGAAACAUAUGUUAUUUUUGAUGUACACGGAACAAUUAAUAGUUUUAAUGAAGAUAUCAUUACUUCUAUUCAAGAAUUUUGUUCUCUACAAAUUCUAUAUGUGACAAAGGAGGAUCUUAACAGUAAAUUUUUAAAUUCAAUGAUGAAUUACUCAAAAAACAUUCAAACAAAGCCCACUGUCGUUGUUAUUUUUGAUCCAAACUAUGAUGAUAAACGCUACCAAGCAGAGGAAGUAAUUAAUGCUUUUCAAUUAGAAUAUCAGAGUUGGAAAUAUGUGAAAUGGGUAACAGCACCACCGGCUAUUUUAUGGCAACAAUAUGAUAGCAAUAAAACAAAUAAAGAUUUAGCACGUUCGCAACGUCUUCUCAAGUCACUUAAUGAAUCAGUCAAAAAUACAGAUACAAAAAUGCAAAAACAAAUACGUUGUACAUCCAUAUUUACCAUUCAGUCUUACUAUUUUACUGUUAAAACUUCAACAAAUGUUAGUCCACCCCAUAAUUGUCGUUUUGAAAUUGAAAAUAAACUUGAACAAUUAUUUAAUUCUUUAACCGAUCAAACAGAAAAUCUUCGUAUAGCAACCCCAGUUAUUUAUCUCAAUUCAAUGAUAAAACAAUGUGAAAGAGAAUUGUCAGAGAACUGGGAUGCUCCUCAAACAGAAGUACAAACUCGAAAAGAAAAUCUAAUUCAGGAACGAUCAAAUAUUAAAACCAUUAACUCUUAUACAAGGUUUUUCAUAGACUUACUGACGAAACAUUCAUAUAUUGAACUGUUAAUAACUGAAAAGUAUUUAGAAAAAUGGCGAUCAAAGUUUCAACCGACACUCAUCGGCCAAUUAACAAACGCUAAAAAGGAAGCUCUGGAUUUAAAUACAGAAAUUAAACGGUUAGAAGAAUUUCUCAAAUCUGAAAAAAACUUGAAUUCAACAAAUAAAACCGCAUUCCAACAAAAAUUAUCUCAAACAAAAUUAACAUUUAAAAACCAACAUAAAUAUCUCUCUGCAGUGAAUGAAAAAUUAAUGAAUGUUGAUUUAACUAUUGGACUUUUCUGUGAUGAAAUUAUGGAGUUAUAUGAAUUUACUCCACAUCUAUUUGUUUCUCCAAACCUUAUAGAAGAUCUUGCUAGAUCAUUAGUAAAUCUGAUGUUGAAAGGAUUUGCAAUUCAUAUCCUUCGCGGUCGUCCAUUACAUUGUUAUAGCGGAUUAAUUAAGAAAAGUCUUGGCUUUGUUGGAACAACAAAAAAACCACCUUUAGUUUUAACAGUUAUUGGAGAACAAUCAUCAGCUAAAUCAUCAUUAAUGAAUACAGCAUUUGGAUGUAAUUUUCGUGUUAGUUCUGGUCGUUGUACAAUUGGAAUAUAUAUGAGUAUUAUUCAUUGGAGGUCAGAGACGAUUGUUAUUUUUGAUACAGAAGGUCUACUUUCUUUGGAAGAAGCUGGUUCAAUAUUUGAUAAUCAAAUGGUUACAAUGGCUAUGCUGUCUUCUCAUUUGAUUUUAAUUAAUCAUAAAGGUGAAUUUAAUUCAAACUUAAAAGAUCUUAUUGGAAUGAGUUUUUAUGCUAAAGUAAAUAUCCAAAGUCCCAUUAAACCAAAAUUAUUCUUUGUUCUAAGAGAUCAAGCAGAUCUUCAUUCUAAAGCAACAUUCUUUCAACAACUAACACUACUGAAAACACAAUUACAAAAUGAUAUUAAAAUUCUUGAUUGUUCAAUUGACGAUGAACUUGAUAUUCAGAAUGAAAAUGUUUAUUUAUUACCUACUGCAUUUUCGCAUAUUAAAAAUCCAAUUACUAAUGCAACUCAAUGUAUAAGAUGUGACACAUUUCCAAGUGAAAUCAUUAAAUUGCGAGACAUCAUAUUUGAUAACAUUACGAAAACUACAAAACCACAAAGAUUACAGCUAGAAAAGAAUAUUCGGAGUACUACUGUCACCACUGGACUUAACAAUCCUCAAACCCUUUCAAUUGAUCCAGCUUACGCAGAUAUGAUACAGUUGUAUACAAAAAUCUCAAGUAAUUGGAGCGCAAUUGAUCGUUUAGGUCCUAAAUUAUUAGAAUGUAAAACACUUUAUGAAUUAUCGAUUAGGAAUCGAUUACAAAUGAUAGCUAACGAUAUAAUUACAAAAAGCAACGUGACUACUCAUCAAGAUGGUGAACAAUUAAUUGAUCAAUCUUUACUAAAUUUGUCAAAAAGCAAUUUUAUUGAUACAAAUCGUGAUCGUAUUAUUGAUCAAUUUAAUGCCCAAUUAAGUUCAAUUGUUAUGAAAGCCAUAACUCAAGCACAUAUUAGUUUUGAUAAUAAAACAGAGGAAAGUUGUUAUCCACCUGAAAUAAAAGCAAAAGUUAGCAGUCAUUUAGAGCCACCUAUUCGCUCUGCACAUUAUUUAUUAAAACAAAUGUUUGAAGGACGUUUAAACGAUUUGUUGAAAAAAGUUCGAGUUGAUAUGGCACAAAAACAACUAUUGGAUUCUGUACAGAAAGAAUUCGAUCAAAAGAAAAUUCUUCUAUUAGAUGAUGUCAUAAAUCGUCUUGAAACCAACUUCAAGUCCAUUGUGGAACAACAUCAUAAAAAUCUUCAAUCAGCGUUCAAAACACCAGAAACGAUUAGACAAAAAAUUUUAGAGUUUUAUAACCAUCAACUACCGGAAAUGCAGUGUAAAAAAAGUGAAAAAUCAAAAAAAAAUAUUUUUAAUUUAUUGCAUCAAUUCAAGACUGAAACAGAAUAUAAACAACAUCUGCAAAAAUAUGAAAAGCAUUUAUCAGAGUCUGGAAGACAACUAAGGAAUCCAGCAGCCAAGCCUAGCAGUUUUUGGAAGGGUUUCAAAUCAUUAUUUACAGGUUCCUCAGAUGAAUACAGCGAUUCUAUAUGGAUGAAGCUAAAGGAUAAUCUGGAGUGGUUCUCAAAUAAUAGCGAGGUUAGCAAGAAUAAGAAAAUAUUUACAGAGAUUUGGGAUACUGUUAUACGAAAAUUUGAAGAAGAUAUUUUUACAUUAAUUAAAAGUACAAAAUCGCUUUCAUCUAACACAAGAAAUAUUCAACAUCUUUUUCAAUUUAUUGAAAAUGCAAUACAUUCGCAAUCUAUAAUCAGUAACUAUGAUCGUUUAGAGAUCCAUAUUCUCUGCUCAGAUCUGGCUGUUAUCGGUCUUAAUAUUCUAAUUAAUGAAGCAAUAGCGAAAGAAAAGUCUGAAUAUGAAUCAAAUUUACAGAAUUCAACAAAUGAAAUAAAAGAAUGCAAAGAUAACUUACUGAAACAAUAUACUGCUAUGAAAGAUUCAUUUGAAUUAGGGCAAACAUUGGCUGAAACAAUUGGAAUACAAAUUAUUGAUGAAAUUAUUAAGCUUUUAGAGCGGAGAAUUAUAAAAGAAAUAAGAGAGGAGAUUUUUCGAAGUCAGUUUAUUAAUCAUGAGGCUAUACAACAGCAAGCUUAUGAACAAAGUAUAAAUCAAGCAAAUGGUGAAAACAUUCUCAAAUAUGUUUAUGAUAUUAAUCGUUAUUUUAUUGAACUAAGUUUAAGUGAAAUUAAAAUAGCAGCACGUACUAUCACACAUAAACACACAUUAAGUCUUCAAUCUUUAAUUAGUUCAGCACUUAAUGGAGCGAAUACUUUUGUUCAAGAAAAAACACAUGAAAACACUGAGGAGUUAAAAAAUGGUAUACGCCAGACACUCAUUGAUCUUUCUAACCUUGAAUUGACAGGAUCAGAAGGUGCAGGAUUAUACUCAAUCUUUUCGUUAAAUAAUAUUGUCUCUAUGCCGAUUAUUGAUAACAACUUAUUUAAAAAGGGUUUUUCACAUAUUCUUAUUCAUCACCAAAAUAUUGCAGAAAAAGUGAGAGAUAUAACAAAAAAUCUGGAGGUGGAAGCAUUUCAAAGUUGCAAGGAUAGUAUUUUACAAAAACUUGGUUGUCAAGCACGAUGUCCAGGAUGUGGUGCUAAAUGUAGUAAACAAGAACCUCACGAUGAAGAAGACGUUGAAAUUUGGCAAGAUUCAAAUACAAAUCAUCCGCAAAACUUUCAUUUUGCAAACGCGUUCCAUGGAUGGGUAUAUCAUGGACUUAGUACACCAUGUCUUGAAUUAUGUUAUCAACGUUGGACAACUAUUGGUGUUUAUGUACCAAAAACAAAUCUACUUAAUGUUGCACAGGACAGCAAAAACGAUGAUGAAGAUAAGGGUGAAACCGUAUUUCCAAAAGCUAAAUAUUAUAAUGUGAAUCAUUCAACCUGGUAUAAUGAUUUAAAACAACAAUCAACUGAAGGUAAUGCAUGUAGAGAGAUAAUUCCACCACCUGAACAAAGACGUGCUUGGAUGGUUGUUCGUCAUACACUUGUUAAUCAUUUUAAACAUGUGAUGGUAGAUAACAAAGAAUAUGAUAAUAAAUUAUAUCCGACGAAUGUUGUAAGUUUACCGGCAGACUUUGAACCACAAUGGAAAGAUGAAGAUUUUGAAUAA